AUGUUUGGAGUAUGUUGUACAAAUCCAAAUCCUGGAAAACCUACAGAGUCUUCCCCAGGAUCAGCUUCUACGGAACUUCCCAUAGUUGAAGCUGAAGAUACCGUUAUAGAUGCAGUACAAACAAAUGAUAGCGCAAUACCUUAUUUUCCACAGAUAUUUAACUGGCCUCCCCCAUUACCUACCCAUUCACCUGAUAAUACCAUUCCACCUCUACCGACACAUCCUCCUUCACUUGGUUUGCCUACCAUAGCCCCUACAGCUUGGCCGCCAACUUCCAAGAAACCUGUAAAUCCAAUAUAUCAGCCAACUGUUAAUCCCAUUUACCAACCUUCUUUUCCGACGUACAAACCACCUACAUACAAACCUCCUACACAUAAACCUACUAGUAAACCUACAACUGCUACUGUUGGUACACCUGUUCUUCCAAUUGGUUCGUGUGGAGCUAAAAAUGGAUAUCAAGAUCAAAAGAGGAUUGUUGGGGGACACAACGCUGAGGUCAAUGAAUGGCCGUGGAUUGCAGCACUUUUUAAUGGCGGAAAACAGUUCUGUGGGGGAUCACUGAUUGAUAACAAUCAUAUACUAUCAGCUGCGCAUUGUGUAGCACAUAUGAGCUCCUGGGAUGUCGCGAGGCUAACAGUAAGACUCGGAGAUCACAAUAUCAAAUCCAACUCUGAAACCAGACAUAUUGAAAAACGAGUUAAGAGAGUAGUAAGACACAGAGGAUUUGAUGCUAGGACCUUGUACAACGAUAUUGCAAUCUUAACCUUGGAUAGUCCAGUGGAUUUUAAUCAGCAAAUUAGAUCAGUUUGUCUUCCCACCAGUAGUACCGAUCCCACAGGAAAAACAGGGACAGUAAUAGGAUGGGGAAGUUUAAGAGAAAGUGGACCACAACCAGCUGUUUUACAAGAAGUCAAUAUUCCAAUUUGGAACAAUCUAAACUGCAAGUCCAAAUAUGGUCCUGCUGCUCCUGGAGGCAUUGUUGAGCAUAUGCUGUGUGCUGGUGAAGCUAACAGAGACUCCUGUAGUGUAAGUAUUUUCCCGAUUUAG
This is a messenger RNA of Diabrotica balteata, 1047 nucleotides long. NCBI's taxonomy places the organism in Eukaryota, Metazoa, Arthropoda, Insecta, Coleoptera, Chrysomelidae. The record is from the annotation of a GenBank genome assembly.